AUGAAGACUGAAAAGGAUCUGGAAAUUUUAAAAAAAGCAAGUAUAACUGCUGCUCAAAGGCGUCAAAUACUCAAGCAAGAUCGCCGUAAGAAAUUCAAAGACCUUGCCAUUCAAGAUACUAAUAACUCAUCAAUUGCGUCUAAAAGAAGUGUUGAAAAAUUGUAUUUACCAAAACUCGAUUGGAAUAAGUCAGAAAGCGAUCAAGGAAAUGGUAAUGAGACACAACUUGAAUAUUUUAAAUAUUUUGUUCGAAAAGGUCCUAAGAGAUCUCCUUGUAUUAAUAGAGGUUAUUGGUUACGUUUACAUGCUAUCAGAAGUAGACUAGAUUCAAUCAUUGGAGGUACUUCUGGUAAUAUUCUUAUAAUUAACCUAGGAUGUGGUUAUGAUCCAUUAGCAUUUCAGUUAUUAGAUAAAAAGAAUGUGUCUAGCAGAAUGUAUCAUGAAAGAGUUUCAUUUUUGGAUAUUGAUUAUGAAGAAAUGAUUGCUACUAAGUCUAAAAUUAUUAGAGAAACAGCAGAGUUGUCUAACAUUACAGGUAAAGAAAUUCCAACCUCUUCUGACUUUGAUUCCACAGAAUAUAAUUCUCCAAAAUAUAAAACCAAGAUUUGUAACUUAAAUGAUUCUAAAUCAUUUAAUAACUUAAUUCAAACUAUGGAUAUAUCUGAUUCAAAUCUAAUUAAAGUAUUUAUUGCAGAAGUAUCGUUAGCAUAUAUGGCUCCAGAAAAAGCUGAUGAAAUUAUUCAAAUAUGUGGUAAUCUAGAAAAGAGUCAUUUCAUUAUCAUGGAACAAUUAAUACCUCAAGGUGUUAACGAACCUUUUUCAAAGCAAAUGCUAAAACAUUUCAAAAAAAAUGAUUCACCUUUGCAGUGUGUUUUAAAAUAUCAAACUAUUGAAUCACAAAAAAACAGAUUUGAAAAAUUGAAUUUCAAUUACGUUAAUGCUGGUGAUAUGUUUCAAUUAUGGUUACAGACCUCAGAUGAAUUGAUUAGUAAAGUUGAAAAGAUUCAACCAUUUGACGAAUUAGAAGAAUUUCACCUCUUUAGUCAUCAUUACAUAUUGUGUCAUGCAACUAAUGAUAGCGAAUUUGUAUUUACCCCAAAAUAUAAAUUUGUCGAUAAUAAAUCAUUAGAUAAACAAUUCAAAAUUUAUAACGAUAAAAAUGUUAAAAUUAGGGAUUUAGGCUUCGAUAUUAAAAGGCGAUUUGGUACAUCUAUAAUGUCCGAGAAUUAUAAAAAUAUUGAUAGUAUUAUCUACAAUUCAGGUUGUAAUCCUGCUCGUCUUGAUUCUACUAUUAAGAUUGGAUUAGAUGUAGAAAUUGAUAACUUCAAAGAUAAUAUUGAACUCUUGGAAAAUAAUUCAGAUACAGGCUUAUUUCCAACUGCUAGAAUGUGUCAUAGCUUUACAACAUUAAGUGAUACUGAAGCAAUAGUUAUUGGUGGAAGAACUGGUCCAAAUCAAAGCAUAUGGGAUUCAUGGAUAUACCAUUUAGAGACUCGCAAAUGGAGAAAAAUCAACGAUUCUUUGACAUCUAGGUAUAGGCAUGCCUCCUGUAGCUUGGGGAAAGAUCGGAUUCUAGUAGUAGGUGGUGUUGUAGACGCUAUUGAUAACAAUAAGAGCAUAUUUGCCAUUUAUGAUAAAACUACAAAUAAAAUCGAAUGCUGUGAGCCUCAAAAUUCGAAAGGUAGCUGCAUUAAGACAGUAUUUACUUCACUUGUAUCCUCUGCUAUUGCCUCCUUGCGUGGCAUUUCAGGAACCACAACAGUAGCUAUCAUAGGAGGUGAAUCCGAUGGCAAAACAAUUCAAGAUACAUUAACUAUAUAUUCUUAUAAAGACAAAAUGUUAAGAUUUACCAGACAAUUUCAAUGUCCGCUUUUUAAAAGAUAUGGCUCACAAAUAGCUUUCAUCGAUGAUACCCAUAUUCUUAUUGUGGGUGGAACCAGUGACACUAUUUUAUUUGGACAAGAUAGCACAAUUGCUAUUGCCGAUAUUACAACAGGUGAGGCAUAUGGUGUUCAUAUACCAGAUAGUAUCUGGGAAAACUCACCAAUUUGUUUUGUAGGCAGCUCAUUACAACGUGUAUCUUCCAAUAAAUUUGUGAUUGUUGGCGGUGGUGCAACAUGUUACGGGUUUGGAUCUAUUUCUAGUAAUAUUUUUGAAUUGGAUAUUUCUCUAUAA
Molecule: messenger RNA, 2175 nt
Organism: Henningerozyma blattae CBS 6284
Lineage: Eukaryota; Fungi; Ascomycota; Saccharomycetes; Saccharomycetales; Saccharomycetaceae
Gene: PPM2
Product: tRNA methyltransferase PPM2
Exons: 1
Coding region: 1-2175 (724 amino acids)
Biological process (GO): wybutosine biosynthetic process; tRNA methylation
Molecular function (GO): protein binding; tRNA methyltransferase activity
Source: RefSeq, a predicted model, not a curated record